Molecule: messenger RNA, 2371 nt
Organism: Columba livia (rock pigeon)
Lineage: Eukaryota; Metazoa; Chordata; Aves; Columbiformes; Columbidae
Exons: 11
Coding region: 334-1011 (225 amino acids)
Source: RefSeq, a predicted model, not a curated record
UAAAACCAAAUAAGAUGCAAUCCUUUCCAUUUUGUCUGCCAGAAUUAUCAUCUAAACCAGGGAAUAUUACUUUUCAAAGCUGUAUCUAUGGAAUCUCAUGGAAUGUUAUGCUUCAUGUGAGCAACAACGUGCGGGCCAGCUGUAAUUAAUAUCUACGUGUGGUCAGGGUCAGCGGUUCGAACACGGCGGGAGGGACUGUUGGCGGCGUGUCUCGGUCUCGGGAUGUCUUCGUCCUCAUCGCGGCGGCACCGGCUGGCGGAGGACUUGAUGCUGACAGUGAUCUCACUAUAGGAUCUCCCAGUCCAAACCUUUACUUACCUUCUUUUGUCCAAAAUGACACCAAGCAUGAGUCCAAAUGCAGGGUUAAGUAGCUCUGUGAAAAGAGCCUGUAAUUCUGAAGAGUCCUUGCCUACAGUCAACGGCAGAGCCCCUGAGGAUGAUCAUACACCUGUUGGAUCACCUAUUCUUUUGGAGGAAGUGGAGAGUUCUCCUGUACAUAUGUUACAUUUGGAUGGCCAGAGUACUGCUGCAGUGAAGGGCUGCUUGGAAGGUGAAAAUUUGGAAGACCUUGAAACUGCAAGAGAUGAGCAGGUUGAUCUCCUGCAAGGAACAGAACGUACUGCUAUGUCUUCUGUACAGAAAGAGAAGUCUUUUGCUUUGAUGGCCUUAGCAGCUCCAGCACCAGGAACACUUGGAGAAAGGUAUUCAGCCUCAAUAUCACAGCCAUUACUGGCUCCUGUCAAAGAUCAAGCUAUAGAAGUAGAAAAAGAGCUUGUGAUUAGUGGAAUAGUGUGUCCAGAAACAGAACCUCCCAGGAAGAUUAAACAGAGGAAGCGUGGUCUUAGAAAGAAGAGAGAUGAAACAAAGAAAAGCGGACCACUUUGCCUUUGUGUCAACAUGGAAACCAUGAACUUACACGGACGGGCUUUUGCUCACAGAAGCUGGAAUGUCUUCGCGUUCAACGGGUUCAUCACCGAAACACAGGCAGAAGCGUUUCCACAAGCGUGGUAAUGACUUCAGAAGGAUGGGGGAGAGAGUCACUGUCAAUGCCUAACUAGGUUCCGGGUGGAGAAGAAUCUGCCUAGCUCUGGAUGGCCACACAUUAUGCCCAGGGAAAAGGGUUUCUCGCUUCUGGCACUGUCUGGCCUGCUUUGGACACUCUACAGGUGCGGACGGUGUUUUGUUGAUCUCCAAAGAGGUAGCCUGGGGAAACAAAGAGCAUGCAGGCUGUUUUGGCGGGGCUUCGAGCGUCUUUUCGUGCAUCUGCUGAUCGAGCUCUCCACGUUGGCAGCUCUCCUCGGAAGCGCAACUAGUACACACUUACAUAAGGAAUUGAUUAGUGUCUUACUUACAAUACAUAUAUUAAUUUCUAGUCAAAUAUAAGCUAAACACCCUGCUUCUAGACAACUUCAUCUUCUGUCUCCAGCUUGUCAUGCAGGAGUAUCUAAAACUUGAAAAAUAUCCCCUCCUUUUGCAGGUGGUUAGAAAGCAUUUACCGUGUCAUUGAUUAAGUGACAGGUAAGUCCUUUGUAACUUAAUCACAGUCUACAUUAAUUUUGCAGCUUCUCUGCACUGGGAUAGAGUCCCCUGUUCUGGACAUAGCCUUGGUCCUGCCUUGCCAAGGACGAGUAACUAACAUGCAGGAACGAAAGCUCUCCACACAAAAGCUGAAGACAAGACCCAGGCAUCUGGCUUCUCAGUAUCCCUUUUCCUUUCUGUUUGUUACUGUGGUUAUCUCCUUCAUGCCCAGAGCAAGAAGAAAUCCAGAGGUUGGAUCUGACCCUUCAAUGAGAAGAUCGAUGGCUCUUUAGCACCUUGUGUGCCCCACUGUGCCUGUCCCCACGUAUAUACACCCAGAAUGGUACCAAGGUGUUAUCAACCAGCUUCACCUCUACCAACUGAUGGGUCAGGAGGGGUGGGACCCUCAGUCAGUUGACAGGGUCCUUAACAAAGGAGGUGCUCAGAGUAGCUGAGAAGCUUCUGGACUGUGUGGUAAUGCCUACAGGUACAUCUGGCCAAACAAUGAAACGGGGUUCCCGCCUAAGACCCCCUUUGAGUGGUCUUCUUGGAGCUGCGGGUCUGUGAACUGGUGUCCUUUCCUUAGACAGGAACACCAUCUAAGGAAACUUCCUGGGAUUCAUGACACCUCACUUCUUUAUUUGAGUGAGUGACUAUCUCUUGUGAGUACCCUGAAGUAAAAGGCCUUUAGUUUUGUUCCUUGUGAGUGACUACAUGCACGUUGUGUAUCCUCAUUAUUCUUAUGAUAUUGGAUUUAAAUAAUCUCCUUAGCUGAUACCUGAACCUGUAUUUUCUGUUAUCAGAGUGCUAAAUAUAUGUAAUACCAUUAUAUGGGUUUUUUGUGGGAAUUGGA